AUGCCAUUGUUUAAACGGAAAGAAUCUGAAAAACGUAGUCAAAAUGUUAGAGAUAAAUAUGAUUUUAAAGAUGUUCUUGGAACAGGAGCAUUUUCUAAAGUAUUUCUUGCAGAAUGUAAGUUACAGCCUGGAUAUCUGGUGGCAAUAAAAUGUAUUGACAAAAAAGCUUUGAAAGGAAAAGAAGAAUCUCUUGAUAAUGAAAUAAGAGUAUUAAGAAAAUUAAAACAUCCAAAUAUUGUACAACUAUUAGACACAUUUGAUGAAAAACAAUAUGUAUAUUUAGUUAUGGAAUUAGUUACUGGAGGUGAACUUUUUGAUAGAAUUGUUGCAAAAGGUUCAUAUACAGAAAAAGAUGCUUCUGAUCUUAUAAGACAAGUACUUCAAGCUGUUGCAUUUAUGCAUGAUAAUGGUGUUGUUCAUCGUGAUUUAAAACCUGAAAAUUUAUUGUAUUACAAUCAGGAUGAAGAUUCAAAAAUAAUGAUAUCUGAUUUUGGGUUAUCAAAAACAGAAGAAUCUGGUGUAAUGGCAACUGCUUGUGGUACACCAGGAUAUGUAGCACCAGAGGUUUUACAACAAAAACCAUAUGGUAAAGCGGUUGAUGUUUGGUCAAUUGGAGUAAUUGCAUAUAUAUUAUUAUGCGGUUAUCCACCAUUUUAUGAUGAAAAUGAUGCUAAUUUAUUUGCCCAAAUAAUUCGUGGUGAAUAUGAAUUUGAUUCACCAUUUUGGGAUGACAUAUCUGAUUCAGCAAAAGAUUUCAUUUCACAUUUAAUGUGUUGUGAUCCUAGUCGUCGUUUUAAUUGUGAUGAAGCUCUACGUCAUCCUUGGAUUAGUGGUAAUACUGCAAGAACCAAAGAUAUUCAUGGAACAGUUGCAACACAUCUUAAGAAAAGUUUAGCCAAAAAAAAAUGGAGAAAAGCAUAUAACGCUGCAGCAGCAAUAAGACAGUUGCAAAUGUUAAGAUUAACAUCAACUAAAAUCUCAGCACAAAACUCUUCCACUGUACCUGAAGAAAAUUUGGCAAAUGAUUGUUGUUAA
Molecule: messenger RNA, 1035 nt
Organism: Strongyloides ratti
Lineage: Eukaryota; Metazoa; Nematoda; Chromadorea; Rhabditida; Strongyloididae
Product: Calcium/calmodulin-dependent protein kinase I
Exons: 4
Coding region: 1-1035 (344 amino acids)
Biological process (GO): protein phosphorylation
Molecular function (GO): calmodulin binding; calcium/calmodulin-dependent protein kinase activity; ATP binding
Source: RefSeq, a predicted model, not a curated record